ACAAGCUGUAAAGGAAACAAAAAUUUCUGCUCUUUUAAACUUGGUCUACAUAUACCAUGACGAUUUUGCGCUACUUCCACUUCGUUAGAGAAUGUUUUAACAAUCUUGUUUUAUUCAUUGUAUAUCAGGUAGAAUGAAUAAGCAGCGCAGGAAUCCCCAUGGUCAGGAUCACGAACGCACACCUCAGAAACAUCCAACGAUGGCUUCAGCAACACAUCGCAUGCAAUUUACGCGACGUUGCCAAGAAGUCUCGAGUACUUACGUCCAGGUACCAGAUAUGAUACUCAGGAGCAAGACAAUUCUGCUCACCGAGAUCAUCCACACGGACUGCUUACAUAUUAAUAAUGGUUUUAUAAAAGAAGCAGCCUUCAGCGCGAUUCCAUCUUGGACAACUUGCCUUGCGUCCAGUUCGAACGAAGACAUUGAACAUGAAGGUUUAAGGCUCGUGUCGUGAAAUAACACGUUUCCAUUCUCUCUCGAAACAUGACUUUGAAUGAUAUCGUAUUGAUUCCAACAAGUUCUUUUCCCUCGGAUCUAUUGGGUGAAUGGUGGACUCGCAGUCGAAACGGGCAAUCAACGAUUCAUAAUUAUAUACACAUAUGAUAGCAUGCAAAUGGCAACGCCGUGUUCCAGUUGGAUCACUCAUGAGGUGUCGCUCGUAUCGAUCGAUCGCGUUUUAAGUUCAUGUCAAUACAAGGUUGGCCUUACUCUAGGAACACUGAAAAGGAGAGCAGGGAGCACACUCACACCUGACCCCAGUGAAACUCGUCAAUUGCCAAUUGUCUUUCUCUGUGUUUAUAAUUAAACGAUUAUAAUUAAACAAUCGUGCAACACGCUUCCGGAUACGGUGCACCUUUGUGACUGUUACAAUUAUCGUUAUAUUUUAUUUUCUCUCACUUUUUUCUAUUCCUUACGGUUCUGCUCUGACAUGGUCAUUGGCAACAGUUCGCUACGAAGCUGCCCACUCGAGGCUGGCGAAGCGGUUUUUAAACGGGCGGGUUCGGUGAUCGUAUAAUAUAUAUUUAUAUAUAUAUACAUAUUUAGAUGCGUAUAUGAAAAUGAAUAUUAAUUACAGCUAGAGCUCAAGACAAACUGGUGGAAGCAUCGUAUCUUUGCACGAGCACGAAGCUGCUCUUCACCGGCGAUCGUCUUAAUGAUUUUGCCAUCCCUUUUCGUAGGGGUCGGGUCGAAACAAGGAGCAAGUGGUGCUUCAUUCAACAUGAAACUCAUCUACACACUUUGGUUAUAGUAUAUCGUACGAUAAGGCAAAUGGGGUGUGGAGGAAUUACGUACGUGAAAAAGGUACGCAAAGAGAAACUAUAUUGGGGAAGAAGAAAGGAUAUAUAAAGAGAAGAAAGACCGUGGAAUGAAAAUAAAAUGAAAUAAAAUGAUUUGUAAAAAUAGCUAUUUAUAUCAAACGGGUGUUUACACGUAUAAUAUGGUAACAGCAAUAUCGAGUAAGGAGUACAAGACCGGUUUAGCAAGGAAGUUAGGGGCGGAGGAAUUCUAGAUAAAAA
Bombus impatiens (common eastern bumble bee) is the source of this 1517-nucleotide messenger RNA. RefSeq lists its product as uncharacterized. The transcript is spliced from 2 exons. NCBI's taxonomy places the organism in Eukaryota, Metazoa, Arthropoda, Insecta, Hymenoptera, Apidae. The record is from RefSeq and is a predicted model, not a curated record. The coding region runs from base 134 to 454 and encodes 106 amino acids.